Molecule: messenger RNA, 935 nt
Organism: Andrographis paniculata
Lineage: Eukaryota; Viridiplantae; Streptophyta; Magnoliopsida; Lamiales; Acanthaceae
Product: protein LIGHT-DEPENDENT SHORT HYPOCOTYLS 4-like
Exons: 1
Coding region: 112-687 (191 amino acids)
Biological process (GO): response to light stimulus; mRNA transcription
Cellular component (GO): nucleus
Source: RefSeq, a predicted model, not a curated record
CCCUCACUCUCUCACUCCUCCACUCUCUCUCUCUCUAGAUCACAAAUCAUAUAUAUAUAUAUAUAUAUAAUUAGAUCGGGCAAUAAUUAUCAAAAAAAAAUCAAUCGAUCAAUGGACCCAAUAGCCCAACAAAUGUUGUCCCCAACCACCACCGAAACCGCAGGUUUCACCAUCACCACCGUUCCUCCGGCGACAAUCGCCGCCGCGUCGUCGUCGUCGGCGACGGAAUCUCCACCCAGAUCCUCCACCGGCGGCGGGUCCCUGAGCCGGUACGAGAACCAGAAGCGGCGCGACUGGAACACGUUCGGACAGUACCUCCGCAACCACCGGCCGCCGCUGUCCCUCGUGCGGUGCAGCGGCGCGCACGUGCUGGAGUUCCUCCGGUACCUGGACCAGUUCGGCAAGACGAAGGUCCACAAACCGGUCUGCCCGUUCUUCGGGCACCCGAACCCCCCCGCCCCCUGCCCCUGCCCGCUCCGCCAGGCCUGGGGCAGCCUCGACGCCCUCAUUGGCCGCCUCCGGGCAGCCUACGAGGAGAACGGCGGCGAUCCCGAGGCCAACCCUUUCGGGGCCCGCGCCGUCCGCCUUUACCUCCGGGAGGUCCGGGACUCGCAGUCCAAGGCCAGAGGAAUCAGCUACGAGAAGAAGAAGCGGAAGCGCCGCCCCCCGCCACCGCCGCCGAAUUAACACUAUUCAGCUCGCCCAGCCCUUUCUAUUAAUAGUAAUCUUCUAGAAGCCGUCUGGUUUCUGAAUUAGGUAACCUUUGUAAUUUGCGAAUUAGAUUUAUUGCAGUCAGUUUAUGCUAUUUUUAGUGAAAAUUAUGGUUACUAAAUGUUGGGAUUUUGUCGCCAGGCAAUUUUAUUGAAUGGAGACUCUAUUUUAAUAUAAUUAUAAUUAAAUAAAUAUAUAUAUAUAUGUUAUGUGCCCUAAAUUAU